Messenger RNA from Dunckerocampus dactyliophorus (ringed pipefish), 2833 nucleotides. RefSeq names its product leukotriene B4 receptor (gene ltb4r). The transcript has 4 exons. The coding region runs from base 8 to 1252 and encodes 414 amino acids. Gene Ontology annotation, molecular function: complement receptor activity; leukotriene receptor activity. The record is from RefSeq and is a predicted model, not a curated record. Gene Ontology annotation, cellular component: plasma membrane. NCBI's taxonomy places the organism in Eukaryota, Metazoa, Chordata, Actinopteri, Syngnathiformes, Syngnathidae. Gene Ontology annotation, biological process: positive regulation of cytosolic calcium ion concentration; phospholipase C-activating G protein-coupled receptor signaling pathway; complement receptor mediated signaling pathway.
CCUCACAAUGCGCCCUCAAAUCAGCCAGGGAAGUUGGCGUGACUGCAUGUGCACAGCCUUCUCAUAUAGUCAGUUUGCCAUCCACAGUAGCAGAAGUCAGUCUUGUGUGGAUGAAGCCAUGGCGUCCAAUGCUACCACCUCAGCCUUCUCUCUGCCCAUCAGCACCUCAGCCAGGGUUGGCAUUGCCAUCCUGAUCAUGGCGUUCACACUGGGCUUCCCCGGGAAUCUCUUUGUGGUGUGGUCUGUGUUUUGCCGUGUCCGGAAGCGCUCGGUGACAUGCUUGCUGGUACUCAACCUUGCCAUGGCUGACGCCUUCGUGCUGCUCACGGCCCCUAUCUUCCUGCGUUUCCUGGCUGGCGGGCACGGGUGGGAGUUUGGCUCAGCGGCAUGCAAGCUGGUGCACUACCUGUCCAGUGUCAACAUGUACGUGUCCAUCUACCUCAUCUGCCUGAUGAGCAUGGACCGUUGGCUGGCUGUCACCAGGCCUUUCCUGUCACAGAGGAUGCGGACCAAGCGCUCCUUGCUGGUUCUGCUGCUGGGUGUCUGGGUCAUUGCCUUCCUGCUGUCCCUCCCCAUGCCCUUCUACCGCAGCAAUCUGAGUAAAAUGCUCCCAAACAACAUCACACUGAUGUUUUGCGUGCCGUACCACUGGGGCAGUGUGGGUCACCGGGUCUUCCAGUACACCUUUGAGACCGUCAUGGGCUGCCUGGUGCCCUUCUCCCUCAUCAACACAUGCUACUCGUCAGUCAUCUGCCGCCUGCAGAGCGCCAUGUUCCAGAGGCGAGGCCAAGGCAGCCGCCUGAUCCUGAUGAUCAUCUGUGCCUUCGCUAUUUUCUGGCUGCCGUAUCACAUCAUCAACACCAUCGAGGUGAUUGGCCUGUUGCAGGGCAGCAAGUCGACGGUGGACGCCGCCCUUGUGGCUCGUCCCAACGUCACCGCCUUUGCUUACUUCAGCAGCGCAGUCAACCCGAUUCUGUACGUGUUCGCUGGCAGCUCCCACAUCCGCCAGGCCGGCCUCAGCUUCAUGGGCAAGCUCUUCGAGGCCACCAACUCCGAGAGCAGGAGCACGUCGACCUUUGGCCGCAGCGGACACACCAGCUCGUCUCGAGACGACACCUCGGUGCUGCAGACACUGUCUGUCAAACUGGGAAAGCCAUUCAAAAGCAGGCAGGGCGAUGGCGGCAACAUGGCGGCAAGGGAGACGGAUGAGCCGGAACUGAAGACUCUGGCAAGUGUUGAGCCGUUAGAGUAGCACAGCUGAUGUUAUCAGGUGAUGUAUAAAGCGUUCAAAUUGAACAAAAUGUUUAAUUCGUCAUGCAUGGAAAAGUACAGUUUUGAGGUAUUAAUUUAACAAUAUGUUUAUUAUUGUGUUCUUAAGCUCAUAAAUAGGUGAGCGCCGUUUUUAUUGUGUUUCUUCUGUAGCUUCUGUUGUUUCACAUGCAUUUUUAAAUAAUCAUUUGGUAACAACCGACCAUUGCAUCUACUUCCUCUUUGUUUCAUCACACACAACUUACAAGACCUCUUGCAAUAGUUUAGUUUACCAACCUUACAAAAAAGUAUACAGGUAAUAGGUUUUUAGGGCAUGGAAAAGCACCAAAUAAAAUGUUUAUUGUAAAUGAAGGUUACUUGACGGUCAGUGUGGGACGCGGAGGACGCAAAUAGGACAAGUUUGUUGCGCAAACUGACACUUUCAUUGUGGUAAUCUCAUUUGUUGACCUUCUCAAAAGGCCUCAGCUUUAAACAACAAUGUGAACAACAAAUGAGUCAAUACCUGCUGUGUCUCAAUUCGCGCACUUCCAUACUUAAACAAAAUGAGUGCGUGAAUGCGCAGUUUCAGCACUUCAAACUUACACUGUAGUAUGUAGCGUGACCAAAUGUCCUGUUUUCCCAGGACGCGGUCUGUUUUCAUGUCCUAUCCUGGCGGUCCUGUUUUCAUUUUAGAUCCUGAUAAAAAUGUCCUGGUUUUCAUUGUUUUUCAUUGGGCCAUUACCUUGAUUGGCAUUAGGGCACUCAGCUGCAUGUGAUGUAAAAAUGUGACACUUCUUGCAAAGACUUUCAUACUGAUUUGUUAAGAAACAAAAAACUGUUGGGAAAGAGCAGCUCCAAAGCAAAGUAUAGAUGGACAAACAAGGAGGGUGAGGAAGAAAAACAGGAUAAAGAGGAAAAUGGGGAUGAAGAAGAAACUAAAGAUUUCAGGCCAUUUUGUGUAUGUUGAAGUAAUAUCUUCAUUAUUUUACAUAAUUACAUUGAAAAGUUUGUGAGAGCUUUUUUUGUUAAAGCUGGAUAUAGCUAAUAUAAUUUCAUAUUUUUGAGUUAUUUGUCAAGUUAGACUUUAUUAUUUCAAUCAUGAUUUAAUUCCAGAUAUUAUCAUUUGUUUUUUUUUGCACCAUUGGAAAUGAUCAAAGAGGUAAUAUUUUAGGUAUAAGCCCAACUGAAUGUGUGUCUUUGGUAAUAGAUAAUAUUUUGUAAUAUAACAAUUUUCUAUACUUUAAAUGUAUUGAAAUUAUAAGGCAUCGUUGAGUAAACCUCAACUAUCUUUGAGAAUUUUAUUACGGGGCUGAGUGUCCUGGUUUUUGGUAGUCAAAAUCUGGUCACACUAUAUGUAUGGAAGUAAUUGCUUUCACUUACGCACUCAAAAUGCCAGUGUAAGAGGACAUCUGUUCCCAAAGCCAAGGCUGUGCACCGUGAAGAUCACAAUGUCUGCCAAACUUUGUGUGAAAGUGAGUCUGUGCGACGCCCUCGCUCAGAAUAGCAUCAUGUUGUCGUCCAGCGUGAGAGUGAGCAGGCAGCUUUGAGUCUCACACAGAGGAGACGAGUGCACACUUUACUGCGU